This is a messenger RNA of Anopheles marshallii, 1725 nucleotides long. It is a transcript of the gene Nha2, whose product is annotated as sodium/hydrogen exchanger 9B2. Gene Ontology annotation, biological process: proton transmembrane transport. The record is from RefSeq and is a predicted model, not a curated record. Lineage: Eukaryota; Metazoa; Arthropoda; Insecta; Diptera; Culicidae. Gene Ontology annotation, cellular component: membrane. The coding region runs from base 1 to 1725 and encodes 574 amino acids. The transcript is spliced from 7 exons. Gene Ontology annotation, molecular function: antiporter activity.
AUGCCGCAUCCAUUGACUCCACCGAGAAUUUACAUUACAUCCGUGGAGGAAGGCACCGUGGAAGAUACGCGCGCACCGCGCAAGGACGGUGGAUCGGUGGCGGCAGCCGUAGGUCUGAAUAAUAGUGCAUCAUCGGUAGUGAUUCCUUCGAUUGACUUGGCCAUGGCAUUAAGUAAACAACAGAUCUUGAACACAGCGAGCAACGACGGUGCACUACCUCUAACCAGCGCUAGCGAAAGCGAAUGGCAUCCGGUGAGAGCAGUAUCCGGAGAUGGUGGAGGGAAUGGAAUGCCGCAGCUGUACACGCGCCCUGUCAGUCCGAAUGACCAUGAAGCGACAACGAUUCCAACGAUAGUUCGCAAGUACCCAGCGUUGGAGCGUAACUGGCCCAUCACGUCGCAACCGUUGGCAUUGUUGAUCGUAUUUGGGCUUCUGUGGGCCGUAGCGUACGCCAUCCUGCCGACCGAACUGUCCCAUCCUGCCGGCGGCCUGAUGCGACUCGUGUUUCUGUUCGUCGGUGCGGAGGCCUGCGGCAUUCUCGUUUCGCUAACCGGACUACCGGACAUGCUCGGUAUGCUGUUUUGGGGCGUACUGUACGCCAACGUGGGCUGGGCCGACUUUACCGGGUACGAGCGGGUCGAGGUGUUUCUGCGCGAGAUGGCGCUCGUCAACAUAAUGCUGCUGGCCGGUUUGGGGCUGGACUACACCGCCUUACGGAGUCUGUUUCGCUUCAUCAUGCAGCUUACACUGGUGCCGACCGUGGCAGAGGUUGUGGCCGUCGCGGUGCUUUCACAUUACCUCCUCGAUUUACCGUGGUUUUGGGGUGUUUUGCUCGGCUUGGUCGAAACAGCCAUCUCGCCGAACGUCGUCGUUACCGUGCUGCUCCGACUGAAGGAAGAACGACUCGGCCUGAAUAAAGGAAUUCACACAUUAAUCAUCGCCAUGACAAGCUGUAAUGAUGUUCUGGCAAUUUUCCUGUUCGGCGUCAUUCUGGGUGUGAUAUUUUCCACCGGUGAUCUCACCAGUCAGAUCCUGCAGGGACCGAUCGGCAUCGUAAUUGGGCUCGUCUACGGGAGUCUGUGCGGUCUUGCGCUGCUGUACGUGCCCUCUUAUCACGCGAAAUAUACUAACGGGUUGCGGUUCACAAUGGCUGCCCUGGCUGGCACGUUGUCGGUGGUGGGAAGCAAAAAGGUGGGUUACCCUUCGGCAGGUGCGCUCGGUUGCAUCGUGACGGCGUUUGUUGCAGGUACGGGUUGGCGCAAACGGCCCCCGACUGAGUGCAACGAGGUGAGCAUGUAUUUGGAUCUACUGUGGAAAUUUCUGAAGCCGGUGUCCUUUUCGUUGAUCGGGAAAGAGGUGAAUUUUUCGGUACUAGAGGGCGAAACGGUCCUGUACGGAGUGAUUACGCUGCUGGCGGCGGUGUUGCUGCGAUUGGUUUUUUCCUAUCUUUCUACGAUGGGCAGCGAGCUAAAUUGGAAGGAAAAGGCGUACGUCACGCUGUCUGGUCUUCCCAAGGCUACCGUGCAAGCUGCGUUGGGACCGGCCGCUAUGGAUCUUGCUCGUAGUCUAAAUGCAACGGAUGAGUACGCGCGGGCACAAACCGUACUGAUCGUAACGGUGUUAGCAAUUAUUCUGACUGCCCCGCUUGGUGCGUUGCUGAUGAUCAAAUUGGCUCCGCGCUGGUUGAAACGAUCAACGGAUGAGCGGACGGAUCAAUACAGUUGA